AUGCUAACCAUUUACUUUCAUCAUGUCAACUACCGCAGUCUAGAUGAAUCGAGUAAGCUAUUGUUUGGUAUAGAACACAUGAUCCCAGACGUGAAACAAACAUAUUCUGCAUUGAAGGAACCCGCCACUUCCAUUGCAAAUAUGCUCAUUACGGAAGGUUUAAACCAAAAAACUGCCUUGUCCUUGAUAAACUUCUUUGCCCAGGACGUGUGGAGCUUGAUUGGAAACACCAACGCUUUUCGUGAAUCCUUUGAAUACAGAACUCAAAUGUCUCGAGUGUACUUGAACAGUGUCAAUGCAAUGAAUAAAGUAUUCGUAACCAAGGAUCAAGCCAUUUUGGAUCGUACUUUUGGCAUUUUUUUUCCAGACACAUCGGAAACAAAUUUACUGGAUCAAAUAACAGACAUUGAGAAAGGUACAAAAGUAUAUGUUGGGAUAUAUUCAAGAACAGGUUACGUCUUUGUCAUGAAUGCCUUGUCAAGAUUGAAUAGACAAGAAGAAGCUCAUCAAUUCCACAUCAUGUUGAAAGAAAUAGCCUAUAAAUUUCUUAUCUAUCUUCCAGAUAUUAAUGCAGUAUUCAAAUGGACUAGAUACAAGCGAAGUUUCUCUUUAUUGGAUGAACGUGUGCAUGGACAUCGUGAUGUUGCCAUCGAACUGGAGGUUGGUCACCCGAUCCACUUUCGAGUCAUUAAAUCUGUACCAUCUUUUUGCUUGAUGGUGUCUGAUUUAAGCAAUGUAAUGUCCAAUGCCAGCUAG
Messenger RNA from Mucor mucedo, 756 nucleotides. RefSeq lists its product as uncharacterized. The transcript is spliced from 3 exons. The record is from RefSeq and is a predicted model, not a curated record. The coding region runs from base 1 to 756 and encodes 251 amino acids. NCBI's taxonomy places the organism in Eukaryota, Fungi, Mucoromycota, Mucoromycetes, Mucorales, Mucoraceae.